AUGUCAGAGCUCAUCAAUGAACGUACUGAGGAACCUGAUCAAGUUGCUGAAGCCUAUGACGAUGACGAACAAGGCAGCAGAAAGGAUCCUAGUAAUAAAUGGCUCCGCACCCGGAAAGGAGACGUCAUUGGUGACACAGCUAAGAGACAGAGAGUCCUCAAGAAAGUCCAGGACACGUGGGAUGGUACUCCUAAAUAUGAGGAUGAGGAAAGAAAGCCCAAGAAGAAGGUAGCAUGUUUUUUGAGCUACUGUGGAACUGGCUACCAUGGCAUGCAGAUGAACCCUCCCGCUAAGACCAUUGAGGGUGAUUUAUUUGAUGCUUUUGUGAAGGCAGGGGCAAUAUCAAAGAACAAUUCUAACGACUUGAAAAAGAGCAGUUUUAUGAGAGCUGCCCGUACCGAUAAAGGUGUGCAUGCUGCUGGAAAUGUGAUUUCUCUAAAGCUUAUCAUUGAGGAUCCAAACUUGGUUGAGAAAAUCAACAGCUAUCUUCCCGAACAAAUUCGGUUUUGGGGCUAUGAGCGGGUCAAUAAGUCUUUUGACUGUCGCAAAGUGUGUUCCUCAAGAAUUUAUGAGUACCUAAUGCCAACGUACUCAUUCCUUCCUCCAAAACCAAGCAGUCCCCUUGCAACCCAAAUUCUUGAGGCUGAGAAGGAAUUUCCGGGUACGACGAGAAAAGACCCACAAGGUGAGAAAUUCUGGGAGGAGGUGAAUAUUGAGCUCGAGAAGGCUGGCAUUACAGAGGACCAAAUGGCGCAGAUUAGAGAGGCAAAUAGAGAAGGAAUCCAGUUGACUGUUCCGCUUGAACUCGCAGACAAGAAAUCCAGAGAAAUCAUGAAUGCAGCCCGCAAGCGGUAUAAAAUUUCUGCUGAGAAGCUGGAUCUACUGAGAGACGCUCUGAAAAUCUAUCUUGGAUCGCACAAUUUCCACAAUUUCACCAACGGGAAGGAUUACAAAGACCCGUCUGCGAUUAGAUUCAUGAAGAAUAUCACCGUGAGCGACCCUAUUGUGGUGAACGACCAGGAAUGGGUGUCUAUCAAGAUCCACGGUCAAUCAUUCAUGCUCCACCAAAUUCGUAAGAUGAUUGCUAUGGCUACGCUUGUUGUGAGAACAGGCUGUCCGUUGGCCAGAAUAGAGGAGGCUUUUGGCCCCGAGAAGGUCAACAUUCCUAAGGCGCCAGCUUUGGGACUUUUGCUCGAGCAGCCAGUAUACGAGAGCUACAAUGCCAAGCUCGAGAAGUUCGGAUACAACCCGCUUUCUUUUGAUAAGUUUGCUGCAGAAAUCGAUGAAUUCAAGCGCAAACAUAUCUACGACAAAAUUUACGCCGAAGAGGAGCGCGACAACGUCUUUUACGGGUUCUUUGGCUUUAUCGAUGGAUUUGCUGGAUACGACGAUCAGAAUGGUACCCCGAUAUUCAAUUUCCUGACUGCCAGAGGUAUUCCAAAAAAGGAAGUCAAACAGGAAUAA
This is a messenger RNA of Ogataea haglerorum, 1464 nucleotides long. RefSeq lists its product as uncharacterized. The transcript is spliced from 2 exons. The record is from RefSeq and is a predicted model, not a curated record. Gene Ontology annotation, biological process: mRNA pseudouridine synthesis; tRNA pseudouridine synthesis. Lineage: Eukaryota; Fungi; Ascomycota; Pichiomycetes; Pichiales; Pichiaceae. Bases 1 to 1464 code for a protein of 487 amino acids. Gene Ontology annotation, molecular function: pseudouridine synthase activity; RNA binding. Gene Ontology annotation, cellular component: nucleus.